AUGUUGCAUGCGGGAGCGCGCUUUCACCCGGAACGGGUGACACAGGAUCAGGAAAAGGGCACCACUCCGCGUGGAGUACAGCUGCAUCCUCGGCCUAUCGGCCCAAUCGCCGGAAUCAAACCCACAGAGCAGGUAAUAUCCUGCCACAAAGACACAAGCAUCCUGGUGUUCCCUGGAAAAGAUGGGCGCAUUGGCUGGGGCCUGAUUGCAAAGUUGAGCAACGCCUGCAUUUACCCAGACUGCCCGCGGCGAUUGUCCCCCGAGGAGAUCCAGGUCAUGGGCGAAUCAGCGGCGGAUUUACAAGUGUACAGAGAUGUGCGGUUCAGGGAUCUCUGGGAGCGAACUGCACCAUCCGCACGGGCCUCUACCAUGCUGCAUGAGGGUCUGUUCGAAACGUGGAGCUGCGGCCGGAUUGUCUGUGUUGGUCAUAGCAUUAGCAAGAUGACGCCCAAUUUCGCGCAGGGUGCAAACACGGCAAUUGAAGGCGCGGCUGUUCUUGCAAACGUGCUCUGCGAGCUGAGCCCGCUUGAAGCACGAUCCGAGCACGAGAUCGCCGCCCUGCUACACAACUAUAGCCGGCGCCAGCUAAAACGCCUCCAAAUCAUACAUGCCAUUUCAGAGUCUGUCACGCGCGUCCAUACCCGUGCGAAUUGGAUGAGGAAGGCUCUGGGACGCUAUGUCUAUCCGUAUGUCCCUGGCCUUGCGCUUCGGACAUUUGGUGGUGUCAUCGCCCCCGCGCCGUACUUGGAGUAUGCUCCGUUGCCUAGGAGGGCAGCUGAACUUGCGGCAUGGAAAUGUUCGGGGAAUAAAAGCGCCAACGCGGCAAAAUGGAUUUGUGUGCUCUUUAUCGCACUGCUGUCUUGUACCCUGUGGUAUGCCAUUAGGGCCUCCGAGUAA
Molecule: messenger RNA, 897 nt
Organism: Aspergillus calidoustus
Lineage: Eukaryota; Fungi; Ascomycota; Eurotiomycetes; Eurotiales; Aspergillaceae
Source: the annotation of a GenBank genome assembly